AGAGAAACGCCAUCAGCAGCAAGCGAAAGCAUCGUCGGAGGAGAAAACGCUGUAAUUUUCAACCUUAUUUUAGUUUUGCAUCGUCAAAAAUAGUUUGGAUUUCUAUUGGAAAGUAAUUAUCCAACCGCUCGGAUAAUGGCUGCCAGACGAGUACCGGCCAACGAGGAUCUGUCGAAUGUGGAAUUCGAAACCAGUGAAGAUGUCGAGGUGCUGCCAACUUUCAACUCAAUGUCACUCCGGGAGGAGCUGCUGCGGGGUGUUUAUGCCUAUGGUUUCGAGAAGCCUUCGGCAAUCCAACAGCGAAGUAUCCUACCGAUCGUCAAGGGACGCGAUGUAAUCGCUCAGGCUCAGUCCGGUACAGGUAAAACUGCAACUUUUUCGAUUGCUAUUCUACAGUCGAUGGACACGACGCUUCGUGAGACGCAAGUUCUCUGCUUGUCACCAACGCGCGAGUUGGCUGUUCAGAUUCAAAAGGUUAUCCUGGCGCUGGGAGAUUUUAUGAACGUCCAGUGUCAUGCUUGUAUCGGGGGAACUAAUUUGGGAGAAGACAUUCGCAAGCUGGAUUAUGGCCAGCAUGUGGUCAGUGGAACACCCGGGCGUGUGUUUGAUAUGAUCAAGCGGCGAGUGCUGAGAACGCGGUCUAUUAAGAUGUUGGUUCUGGACGAAGCUGACGAAAUGUUGAAUAAAGGUUUCAAGGAACAGAUUUACGAUGUUUAUCGGUAUCUACCUCCUGCAACACAGGUAGUACUGAUAUCUGCUACACUUCCGCACGAGAUCCUUGAAAUGACUUCGAAGUUUAUGACGGAUCCGAUUCGUAUUUUAGUCAAACGUGAUGAGUUGACCCUGGAAGGUAUCAAGCAGUUCUUUGUGGCAGUCGAGCGUGAGGAAUGGAAAUUUGAUACGCUGUGCGAUCUGUACGACACGCUGACUAUCACUCAGGCAGUUAUUUUCUGCAACACUAAACGUAAGGUCGAUUGGUUGACGGAAAAGAUGCGGGAGGCCAAUUUCACCGUUAGUUCGAUGCACGGUGACAUGCCGCAGAAGGAGCGUGACGAGAUCAUGAAGGAAUUCCGUUCCGGUCAGAGUCGUGUGCUGAUUACGACGGACGUUUGGGCUCGUGGUAUCGACGUGCAACAGGUUUCGCUGGUCAUCAAUUAUGAUCUGCCGAACAAUCGUGAGUUGUACAUUCACCGUAUUGGCCGAUCAGGUCGGUUUGGCCGCAAGGGUGUUGCGAUCAAUUUUGUCAAGAGUGACGACAUCAGAAUUCUGCGGGAUAUUGAACAGUACUACUCGACGCAGAUUGACGAGAUGCCGAUGAAUGUGGCAGAUUUGAUCUAAGAUGCGUUUGGUUUGUUUUAAAAUAUUACAUUUGCGUGUUUGUAACUUCGACCUGUUGAAGGGCAAAUGUGUGCAAGCAAACACAUUUAUUACAUUCAAGUGCACAAUUUGCAUAACUGCAAUGAAUAAUCUAAACUUCUUACGAAUAAAGAAAUUAAUGGAUAAAUAAA
Molecule: messenger RNA, 1508 nt
Organism: Topomyia yanbarensis
Lineage: Eukaryota; Metazoa; Arthropoda; Insecta; Diptera; Culicidae
Product: eukaryotic initiation factor 4A-III
Exons: 3
Coding region: 136-1338 (400 amino acids)
Cellular component (GO): catalytic step 2 spliceosome; nucleolus
Molecular function (GO): RNA helicase activity; mRNA binding; ATP binding
Source: RefSeq, a predicted model, not a curated record